GGCGUAUUUAAUAUUUUUUAUUUUUUUAUCUUCCAAAUUUAUGUGACAAUUCUGAUCCAAUAUCCAGCUGAGCAGCAGGUCACGUGCUACCGCAUACCCCGGUCUGUUUUUUCUCCUUAUUUCCUCUUUUUACCCACGACUGCGCGUGACGUCAAACCAUGUCCUUAAGGAUCAUGACGAACAUCACCGUCGAAUCCGCAAACACCCUGCUCACCCACCUCCUCGCCGAGCUCUCCUACCCUGCUUCUCCGCAGCACUUCCAGCGCUAUGGAUCAUGGGUCGACUCGGAGGGCGUGCGAGAUGCUCUGACCGCGUCCUUACGGCCUGAGGUGUUUGAGUUGUUUGGCGGGGCGGAGUUGCCGAAGUGGAAUGAGAUCAGAGACGCAACCACUCACCCCCUCCCGGAAACCCGGGGCAUCUACCUAGACCUGAUCCGCGGCCUCGACGGCCGCGACCGGCUCUAUGUGGGGCAGAGCAAGAACGUCGCUUUUCGCAUUUCAAAAUGCCACAUGAGCUUCCGCCACCGCCGCGAUAAUAAGUCGCUCCAUUACUUCGCUAUUGAUCGGAGCAAGUGGAAUAACUUUGUUGUACUGGCUGUCUUGCCGCCCCUUGCGGAUCCUGCAUUGGAGUCUCGUGCGGAUUUGGUCAUGAACGUGCUCGAGAUGUGGUGUGCGUUGCUGUUUAGGACGUUGCAGGGCGAGACAUUAGGGGAGUGGUUGCCGGCUGGUUGGGUGGGGCAUGGAACGAAGGGAGAAAACGGGAUGGGGAUGGUGUGUAAUUGGUAUCCGCUGAAUUUGAAAUUGCCGCUUGAUCAGGGUGUGGCCACAUUUGAGGGUGGAGAUUGGAUGACGAGGUUGAAUGCUUCGGAGGAUCCGUUGGCGAGGGAGUAUGCCGAGGGGAAGAGGGAACUUGUGGAUAAGGGAGAGAAAACUUCUGUGGAGGCGUCGUUGCCGACGCCGCCGUCAGUGGAUGUGCCGAGCUUGUUGUUGGGGGCUAUGAUUGGGGCAGUGGCGGUUAUGUUUAUUACGAAGCGGAGGUAAUCUCUACCAGGUAGCUGUUGAAGUGCCGUAUUUUACUACACAAUGGAUAUACUUGGAUUUUAUGUUCCCGUUGAAGGAGCAAAAGGAGGGCACAUAUGCCUAACCUGUAUGUAUUGUAGCUAAC
Messenger RNA from Pseudomassariella vexata, 1164 nucleotides. RefSeq lists its product as uncharacterized. The transcript has 2 exons. The coding region runs from base 159 to 1040 and encodes 293 amino acids. NCBI's taxonomy places the organism in Eukaryota, Fungi, Ascomycota, Sordariomycetes, Amphisphaeriales, Pseudomassariaceae. The record is from RefSeq and is a predicted model, not a curated record.